Molecule: messenger RNA, 1357 nt
Organism: Mollisia scopiformis
Lineage: Eukaryota; Fungi; Ascomycota; Leotiomycetes; Helotiales; Mollisiaceae
Product: D-isomer-specific 2-hydroxyacid dehydrogenase-like protein
Exons: 3
Coding region: 161-1270 (369 amino acids)
Molecular function (GO): NAD binding
Source: RefSeq, a predicted model, not a curated record
CAAAAUCUCACAACAGAAUGAUCAUUUAAGCACGUUUUCUCAUCUAACCGAGCUGAAGUGAGCUCCCGUCUCAUAUAAAACAUCGCCUUCCCCGAGCUUGCCGGCUUCCUUCUAUGCUUCGGAUUGUGACAGAUCGUGUUCAAAUUUAACGUCGAUAAUCAUGGGAGACGCUCCAACUCCCGAAAGGGAGUAUAUACUCAUUGCCCUUCCAUUUCCACUUGACGAAAAGAUGGAGGGUAUUUUAAGUGAGAUCAAGAAGAAACAUUCCCAAGUUAAGAUCGACUAUCGUUUCAUCACUUUCUUCCAAGGUUGGCGGAUGGGCGACAGCAGCAUCCCUGAAGAAAUAUGGGGAAAGGCCACGAUUCUCGUGACAUUCCAGAUCUUGCCUCCAAAUCUCGAUAUCAUCAAGAACUUGAAGUUAAUUCAUCUUGGAAGCGCGGGAGCCAAUCACCUCGCCGAAUCACCAAUAUGGAAAGAUACAGACAUCCCUAUCACUAACUCAUCAGGAGUUCAUGGACCUCAAAUCGCAGAAUGGGUCAUCAUGCAAAUCCUCACCAACUCUCACAAAGAGAAACUGAUGGUUGAGUGGCAAAAGCAGCAUAAAUGGGGGCCGCAUACCGAAGUUGGAUUCGUGAGAGAUUCCGUGGGGCAACGGCUCGGAGUCCUUGGAUAUGGCGCAAUUGGGCGUCAAACUGCACGUAUCUGCAAAGCUAUGGGAAUGGAUGUGAUUGCUUACACAGCAUCUCCACGCAAAACACCCGAGAGCAAGAAAGACUCUGGAUAUAUCGUUCCCGGCACGGGAGAUGAGGAUGGCUUGAUCCCUUCGGAAUGGUACUCUGGACUCGACAAACCCUCACUGCACAAUUUCUUGAAGCAAGAUAUCGAUGUCCUACUUAUCUCCGUUCCGCUAACCGAGCAAACGAAGCAUAUGCUCGGAGCGGAAGAGUUUGCCAUCUUAGGCAAAACCAAUGCAUUCAUCGUCAACAUUGCACGAGGAGCAGUUCUGGUCCAGGAUGAUUUAAUCAAGGCUCUUAAGAAGACACCAGAAGAAGGCGGACUGAGAGGUGCUGCGUUGGACGUAACGGAUCCCGAGCCUUUGCCUGAGGACAAUGAGUUGUGGGAUCUUAAAAAUGUAGCUGUCACGCCACACGUGAGUGGACUGGGGACUAUGUAUGCGAACAGGACAUUCGAGAUUCUGGAGAGGAAUUUGACGCAUAUUGAGAAAGGGGAGAAGUUGAUCAAUGAGGUGGACAAGAAGAAGGGAUAUUAGAUCGAUCAUAGAUGAUGAAAUUGGCGCGGAGGUUAAAAAUAGAUUUGAAAAUUCUGAUGUCUACAGAGAUAUACAUAAUUGAACCAU